AAACGCAUUUACAAUCUUAUUAAAUUCUGGUUUAGUAUUUUUUCCUCUCUCACGUAAAUUUCACUCUUUCUCUCUCCAAAACCCCUCUAUUUGUCUUUUGUUUCUCAUGAAUUGUGCAGAUCAGCGCCUAACCAUCCUAUUUUAUUUUCCUGCGUUUUUUUAGUUUUAUUUGUGGUUGUUUUUUCGUGAAGAGAAGAAGCUUAGAAUUUACUUGUGUUUUUGAAAUUUUGAAAUAAAAAAAAAAGUAAUAAGAAGAUGACGUCAACUUCGGGAGCAGCUUCGUCUUCUAAGAUUUGCUUCAAUUCGGACUGUAAAGACUUGAAAUCGGAAAGACUGCGGAAAGGUUGGCGGUUGCGAACCGGAGAGUUGGCUGAGCUCUGUGACCGAUGCGCUUCUGCUUUUGAGGAGGGAAGAUUUUGUGAUACUUUUCACUUGAAUGCUUCUGGUUGGAGGAGCUGCGAGUCAUGUGGGAAGCGGGUCCAUUGCGGAUGCAUUGUUUCAGAUCAUGCAUUUACUUUGUUGGAUGCUGGAGGAAUAGAAUGCAUAGCUUGUGUGAGGAAAAAUGUUGUUUUGGGAUCAACUUCUUCAUUGCCACCUUCUUUGGUUUUCCACUCAACUUUGUCUGAGAGAUCUAAAGACUAUUCUGCAAAUGGUCUAGCUAAUUGGCUAGUUGGUUCGGGUCCUGUACCUUGGCGGCAAGCACCCAGUUUGUUCAAUUCUUCAAUUUCUAAGCCUGAGUUGCAUUCUAGAGUUCCCUAUGAAGUUGACAUAUCCACUGGCAUUGACAGACUAAAUGUCUCAGGCAGAUUAUAUACUCCUUACCUUGAAAAGAAGAACAUUGAGGACUUCUCUGAAAGGUUAAUGAAUGGACCCUUGAAGCCUGGUGCACGGGAUAUAAAUGAGAAUGGAAAUGCAGGAAUCAAUUUUGAGGAGCAGCGUAGUUCUUGUUUAACUAAAUCUCAGCAGCCUUCUCUGAAGGAGGAGUCAUCUAAUCCACCCUUUGGGUUAUCUGUACCUUAUACAUCUCCAGAUGAAGCAAAUGGUCAAAUUGGGGUUUCUGGCACUCAUUUGCGACCAAACCCCCAACCUCCACCGGCCAAACAAUUUCAUAGUAAUCUACAUAAUGGAAUUGACUCAUCAGUAGAAACUCAGAUUCUUAAUGGGAGGCCUAGAGCAGAUAGCCGUGGACGGAAUCAAUUAUUUCCUCGUUAUCGGCCUAGGUUUACUGACCAAGACCUGCAACAAAUAGCUGGAGAUUCAAAUUCUAUAAUAACUCCUUUGUUUGAGAAAAUGUUAAGUGCUAGUGAUGCUGGGCGAAUUGGACGUCUAGUGCUGCCAAAAAAAUGUGCUGAGGCCUAUUUCCCCCCAAUUUCUCUGCCAGAAGGCUUACCUCUUAAAGUCCAGGAUUCAAAAGGAAAGGAAUGGAUAUUUCAGUUUCGCUUCUGGCCCAACAAUAAUAGCAGAAUGUAUGUUUUAGAGGGGGUUACUUCUUGCAUACAGAACAUGCAAUUGCAAGCGGGCGACGUAGUAACAUUUAGUCGGUUAGAGCCUGGAGGGAAGUUGGUCAUGGGUUUCAGAAAGGCUUCAACUGCUUCAGCAUCUGAGCAGGACAAUAAAGCCAAACAUAGUAAUGGGAUGUCUACGCAAGGAGAUGCUGAACUGGCAGAUCCUACCUCAUGGUCAAAAGUUGAUAAGUCAGGAUACAUAGCAAAGGAAGCAUUAGGAGCCAAACUAGCAGUUUCCAGAAAGAGGAAGAAUAGCAUUUUGGGUUCAAAGAGUAAGCGCCCAAGAAUUGAUAAUGAAGACCUGAUAGAGCUCAAACUAACAUGGGAGGAAGCUCAAGGGCUGCUCCGUGGUCCUCCUAAUUAUGUAGCCAGUGUUGUAGUGAUUGAAGGUUUUGAGUUUGAAGAAUAUGAGGAUGCACCGAUUCUUGGGAAGCCAACAAUAUUCGCAACCGAUAGUUCAGGGGAAAAGAUUCAGUGGGCUCAAUGCGAAGAUUGUUUUAAAUGGCGUAGAUUGCCUUCCGAUAUUCUUCUUCCUUCCAAGUGGACCUGUUCCAGUAACUCAUGGGAUCCAGAAAGAUCUUUCUGUUCGGCCACUCAAGAAUUGACAGCAAAACAGCUGGAAAAUCUGCUGCCACACUGUAAUCCAGCUGCUUUUAAGAAAAUGAAGGCUGCUAAACAGGAACCAGAAAAUGUAGAUGCUCUAGAGGGCCUGGACACUCUUGCCAACCUAGCUAUCUUGGGAGAGGGUGAGACUCUUCCUGCUUCAUCUCAAGCCACCACAAAGCAUCCCCGGCAUAGACCUGGCUGCUCAUGUAUCGUAUGCAUUCAGCCCCCAAGUGGUAAGGGCCCCAAACACAAGCAGUCGUGUACUUGUAAUGUCUGCCAAACAGUGAAGAGACGCUUCCGCACCCUCAUGCUACGGCGUGAGAAGAAACAGUCACAAAAAGAAUUGGAAACUGCAUGCAAGAAGCAACGACCUUCAUUGCCUGAUAAAGAAUUGGAUGAUGACCCUCUCCCCUGCACUAAUGCAGGAAAUAGCAGUCCAAACCCGAAAAAGGUUGUCAGUGAGGGUUCAGACGAUGACCCUAACAGAGUAAAAUCCUCAACUUCACCUUUUAAAGGCCAAAUUGACUUGAAUAUCCAGCCAGAGCGAGAAGAGGAGCUGUCACCUGGUUCAGAUUCUGGCAGCAUGAUGAGAUUGCCUCAAGAUGCCACUGAGAGGUACCUUAGGCAGCCAAGGAUGUUGACCUCUGGCGGCAAUAGUUAUUCAGAAGUUACCCAGACACAACCUGGUGAAGGCACAGAAGGAGAAAAAAUCAGCAGCAGUGUCAACCUUGGAGCCAGUCAUCCAGAUGCUGACCGGGACCAUCCAGCAGUUUUCUCUGUUAGACCAUCUGCACCUACAUCAGCCACUGGCUAGCUGAAUGCAAUAUGUUAUAUUGGCCAUUUGCAAGGUAUCACUAUUGUAAUGAGGGCGGUACAGUUUUGGUUACACGUACAUCUUCAUUGGCAUUUUUCUUGACUGAUGUACAUAAAAGAAGAGGUUAUAAGGUUGGCAACAUGGUUAAGAAACUUUGGUCAUCCUCUCCACAGUAAUUUAAUGGGUUUUGACCCGCUGCAAAAGGAAGGGAAAGGGGGGGGGGGGGGUGAUGACGCAAAAUGCAGCCAGUGGGAAUGGGGGUUGAAGCUAAUGUAGUUCAUUUUAGGAGCUCACCUGCUACACAUAGAGAAGAAUUGAGGAUGUAAAUUAAGUGCCUGCUUUUCCAAUUAGUAAAAGAGAAAUUGCAUUCUGUUGAUUUUAUGUUUGUUUUGUUGCCUUCCCUGCCGUCUUAGAUUGAAAAAUGUGCUUAGGAGUAAUGGCGUGGUAAUCAUGUGAAAGAUUUAAAGCGGAGGAUUACUGCUAAACUGAAAAUCAUGUCCUUUUUUUUUAAACCGAUAACAAAUCAUGUGGUUUGAUUUUGAAGAGGUCUAUACACAGAGUCAAUGUCAAGCAUGGGGAAAAAGAGAAUAUGGAGAAUUUUCAUCAUAUGGACUAGUUUCUGACUACAUGUGCAAGGUCGUAGGCUUUUUUAUAAACGAUGUAGAAAUUUGGAAGGCAAUUCUAGAGGGUUUAGCUUAGACAGCGUAUUUCCUCUUCAAAUGAAGCAAUCCCACUUGUUCAAAUCAAGACAAUUUUAACAGAAUAUUUCACUUGUUAAAAUAACGAAAAUCAUGAAAAUUUUUCCGAGAAUGGAUAAAAGAAUGCACAUGGGACGAUUAUGAUGGAUUCAUGGAUAAAAAAGGAUGACCAGGUCAACCAAGCCAUCUUGUAUCCACUGAAAAAGGGAAUGUCAUUGAUUCUUCUGAAACCAACCUUUUUUUAGAUUAGCAUCUCAAAUAACCUUUUGCCUCCAAUACCUU
Molecule: messenger RNA, 3905 nt
Organism: Durio zibethinus
Lineage: Eukaryota; Viridiplantae; Streptophyta; Magnoliopsida; Malvales; Malvaceae
Gene: VAL3
Product: VP1/ABI3-like 3
Molecular function (GO): zinc ion binding; DNA binding
Source: RefSeq, a predicted model, not a curated record